Messenger RNA from Hydractinia symbiolongicarpus, 1566 nucleotides. Its product is annotated as arfaptin-2-like. The record is from RefSeq and is a predicted model, not a curated record. The transcript has 3 exons. Lineage: Eukaryota; Metazoa; Cnidaria; Hydrozoa; Anthoathecata; Hydractiniidae. Gene Ontology annotation, molecular function: phospholipid binding; protein domain specific binding. Gene Ontology annotation, cellular component: trans-Golgi network membrane. Gene Ontology annotation, biological process: regulation of Arp2/3 complex-mediated actin nucleation; intracellular protein transport. The coding region runs from base 45 to 1250 and encodes 401 amino acids.
ACACGUUGUUUAUUGUGCGAGAUAUAUGACGGUAUAAGAUAGCAAUGGCUAAUCAAUCGCAACUAAUGACUACUGAACGCUACUUCUUCGCUGUUCUUAAUAGUACGCUUCCUUUAAACAAGAUGGCUGCCCAGGGCCAACCUGAAAACCAAAUAGGUGGGUAUAUGCCGCCAGCAUUUCCAUACAGUAACGGCUACGAUCGUGAAACUGCAAUUCUGGAUUCUCAUUCUUUCAAAGCGCAAAGUCCUUCCAUGGAAGAUAUGCUUAAAGAGGCUACUGACAUGCAAACGGGGCGAACAUUUAAUAGUUCCCGACUGCAGGUUCAGUCUGAUGAAAAUUCGUCACCUUUUCAACACCAUGUUCCUACUAAUAUUUCAGCUACUCCAAACACACUUCAGACUGGGCAAUCAAGUCACAUUAAUCAGCCAGGUGCUUAUGGAAACCAACCAGUGGGAUAUGGAAAUCAAAACCCAGCUGGUACACAACUAGUGAAAGGUGUUGAUGCCAGUGCUAAAAUGGACGCACUUAAAAAAUGGACUGUUUCGACUUUCAAAUACACAAAGCAAAUGGUCUCAGAGAAAAUGGGUAGGCGAACAAGAACUGUUGAUACAGAACUAGAAAAGCAUAUACAGAGCUUAAGAGAGACUCAGUUGAGGUACAACAACUUGUUAAAGUUAGCGAAACAGUUUUCUUUGCAAUUUCAAAACAUACUUGUCACACAAAAGUUGCUAGGAGAAGCUUUUACAGAAUUAAGCGUCAAGUCUCCAGAUUUGCAAGAAGAAUAUAGCCAAAAUGCAGAUUUGCAAAAAGUUAUUUCGAAAAGUGGAGACACUCUCAUAUCUGCUCUCACCUUCUUCACGGAAAAUUUACAAACACUGGCUACGAAAACUAUCGACGACACAAUAAUUACGAUUCGCGAAUAUGAAAGUGCUCGAAUCGAGUAUGAUGCAUACCGAACAGAUUUGGAAGCAUAUGAAGCACAAGGACAGUCGAUGAAAACCGAAGAAGCUCGAAGAGAAUUUGUAGUGCAAAAAGAUAAAUUUGAAAAGUUACGUAAUAACCUCCAAAUCAAAAUGAAGUUUUUAGAAGAAAAUAAGGUAAAAGUGAUGCGAAAACAAUUACUAAUACUACACAACGCGAUGGCUGCAUAUUUUUCAGGAAAUAAAGAGGAAUUAGAAAAGACAAUGAAGGAAUUUAGCGUCCGAGUUAUGAGUAAAGGUGAAGGAACGUCGUUUUUAGAAACACAUUAAAAGCAACAGAGAUUGUUUAAUUUAUUUAAAAAAAAUAUAGAACAUACUUGCUCUGCAAUAAAUCGAUGCUUUGAAAUAACAUUUUAAAUUCAAAUUAAAACUUCUACCAAAGUGGAACAUAUAGGGUAAAUAAAUAUAUUUUAGUAUAAAAUCUUCUUGGUUAAUAUUUGCAGCUUUGCACCUUACGCUUUAUGUAUGCCAUUUUGUGUAAAGCAGUUAGAGUUUUUUUAAACAAUUUUUUAUGAUCACGGUAAAAUUAGUGUUGUAAAUUUUUCUUUCUGUUGCUGACAAAUAAACACAAUCUGUACAUUGUAAA